AUGUCUCGAUCCUUUACCGGGUGCAAGCGAUGUAAAGCCCGGCGGCAGAAAUGCGACGAGCAGCGCCCUAGUUGUGGCCGAUGCAUGACGGCGGGCACGCAAUGUCGAUAUGCCAUGCAGCUACAGUGGGGAGGCCGGGCCUUUUCGCGCUCGAGAUUCGGGGCCUGCGUGGGAACUGGAGGCAUGCAAAAACUGGAAUACUCCCCCGGCGAAUUCAUCUACACCACCAAAUCUUCUGCCGCUCUUCCCCCAGGCACAGAGACGCCUACCCAGUCCACCACCACCUUAGUCCGCCAUAUUGACCCCUUUGCCUCCCUGACCACCGACCAAAAGACCCUCCUCCACCAUUUCCUCAACGAUGCCUCUCAGAUCACAGCUUGCCAUUCGGGUAUGCAGCGCGAUAUCUGCAGGAUGCUCGUGCCCAUGGCCCUCCAGACCCCGUCCCUUCUUUACGCAACCAUGGCCCUCUCCGCAGUCCACCUACAAGCUCUGCACAACCAGUCCGAGAACGUCAAGUCCGCACCUGAAAUCGCACGUUUCAUGGCCCUCAGCUUAGAACAUUUCAGGAAGGAACUACAGAAUCCCGCGAGCAAGUGCUCUGAUGCGCUGCUCGCGACCGCGCGAACCCUCUGUCUAGCAGAGAUACAUUCUGGCGCUAUUCACCCCAAUUCCUGGCGCGCUCACAUUGAGGGAGCCAGAGCCCUCAUGGAGGCCUCGGAUCAGAGCGGGGCACUGUCGCCUAAGUCACCUGAAGGGUUCCGAAGAUACCUUGAUCGGUGGUAUCGGUCAAUUGUGUCGCUUACAGCAUUGACGGGGAACGGGCCGCCCAUUGGUGAACCACCAGAUCAAUUGUGCGCGAUUGGGUCAAGCCAGUCGGCGUCACCGGACUAUUUGGAUGAUUACUGGGGUUUCACAGUCAACCUGGCGACGAUUUUUCGGAGGAUCGGGGCUGUCGCGUGGCGAGAGCAUCAGAGUCAGAGCCAGAACCAGGAGGGGGGUGAGAGUCCCGUCCAGGGAAACACGCUCAGCAUGCACAAUGAAGCUGCGGCGUUGGAGUCCUCCCUUCGCCAUCUCAUGGAGCAAGAGGUGGCUUCGCACCCCGCAUUCUACCCGGGUGUCGUGGAGGGACUCUCCGCGGAGUGUAUACGACAAUUGAUGCUAUGUAACGAGGCAUUCCAGCUCAGUGCAUUGAUCCAGAUUCAUCGUCGCCUGCGAAAGACGCCCGUAUCCGCACCGGUGGUUCAGGACUCCGUCAAGCGAAUCCUCGAAUGCACAGCCCAGAUCGGGCCAUCGCCAGGACUAAGUCCGUGGGUAAUGCUCACAACACCAUUAUUCAUUGCCGGAUGUGAGGCGCGGGGCGAGGACCGCGAACAUGUGCGACAAUUACUAUCGUCACUACACGACACGAUUCGGGUGCCCAAUGUAUUGCAGUCGUUGAAAUUCCUAGAGCAGUAUUGGGGGAAUCAGCUGGAUGAAAACGAGGGAUGGAGUCAAUAUCUCGAUACCUCCGCAGCCUUCGCCGACGAGGACGACGACGAAAACAAUAAACGCCACAGCCCUCUUGCCUACUCCGCCCAGUUCUCGAAUGGGACUCCCGUGCACAGUCGUCUUGUCAGCGAGCCGUUCGUUCCCAUCCUCAGAUCACCUGCUUUCAUCCCGAAGCGGGCCACAACCAUGGCCUUGCAUUUGCCCUCCAACCGCCCUCCGCCGCUACAUAUAGAUUCCCCAAGCCGGUCAUCGUCCGGAGACUCCAAGCAGCCCAAAACUCCCGCAAACAAAAUCAGCUCCUUUUUCGGCUGGCGCGCUACAACUUCAUCUCCUGGCGCAGAAUCCUCCAGCACCGAGAUCUCCGAGACCGGUCGUUCUCCGGUUCCGUCCCCGAUGCCUCCUUCUCUACACAGUGCUCACUUCUCCAUCACCCCGUCUACUACUGUGCCAUUCGAUCCCACCAGGCCUCAGGUGCCUCUUCCACAACGGAACCCAUCUCUGAGCAGUGGGAGUAUCCUGGACUCGAAGUCAACGGCUUUGGUGACAGAGCUCGAGAAUGAGUUGCGGGAGAUCAGCUCAGAGCUGGCGGGGUCCAUCCGGCGGGAGAUGGAGUUGGAGGAUCUGGUGGAAAGGCUGCAGUCGGAUGUUCCCUUAGAUACGCCCAACCGCCGUACCAGCGAUUACUUUUCCGACUCGGGCUCCAGCUCCAUCCGCUAUGCAUAUGAGUCGGGCGGUCGAGUCGAAGACAUUGAAAAAUAUAAACGCACAGCCGAGCAGGAAAGGGCCCAGAUCAAGGUCGACUUGUCUCAGAAGCUGCAAGAAGAGCGAAGCCGUCGAGCAGCGUCUGAGGCACACGUCCAGAUCUUAGAAUCGCAGGUCCACCAGUUGCGACGCGAGAGAGUAGAUCUCUCAGACUUGUCCUCUAGGACGAAAGAGCUCGAAGCAACGCUGGAUAGUACCCGUAGAAAGCUGGCCGAAGAGCGGCAGAUCAAAGACAAUUUUGAAGACCUGUUGACAGCAAUGAGAGUAGAACUCGAGCAGCUGCGAAACGAACGGGACCAUCUUCGUGACGCCGUCAUCCCCCAAUUACAACAAGGUAACCAACCGACUGUCCCUCCGUCCGAUCCCUCGGAAGUCGAGCGGCUGCUGGAAGAAAUUGAGGCGUUGAAAAUCGAAAAUGCCUCACUUGCCCAGUUGCAAGGUAGCCGGUUCGCAUCGAUUGCCGAAGAGGAUGGCAUGCCGACUUCGAGAAACGUCGGGUUGGGACUGUCGCGAUCGAACUCGCUGGCUCGCGUGCGUACCAAGCCUGGUACGCCUGGUCUGUCCCGAUCCAGCUCCUUGUCCCGGUCUAAUUCGGUAUCUGCCAAGGAGCGCAAUGAGUCCCCUAGGGAAAAUCUGGCGGACCGCGUCGAGGAUGUGGAAGCGCAGCGCGAUGCUCUUCAUCAGUCUCUUCGGCGCCUGCUCGAUCGUCAGGCCCACGAUGCCCGGGAGUACGAGAAGCGGCUUCAGCUCAUGGAGCUGGAGAUCGUUCGCGCACAGCAAAUGGCUUCCCCGCGCAAGGUGGGCUAUGAACGCGAAGUCCGCAAUUUGCGCGAAGAGGUGAAUGAUCUUCGUCAGCGUGCCGAGGACGCCUUGGAGCAAAAGUGGCAGUGCGAAAAAGGGUUGGCAGGUCUAAAGAUGGACCUGGACCGGGCCGAACAGGAGACCACUUCCCUGCGUGUCCUGCUGCAAGAGCAUGACAUCACUGUCCCAGAAGACCUCGAAUGCGACCGGGACGGAUUUGCAGAGGUUCUCGCAACAUCCUCAUCCCUGGAGUCGGCUUACAGACAACUCCAGGCGGACCGGGAGAUCGCCGAAGCCAGCGCGGCUCAGUCGCCCAUCGCAGAACAAGGCUCGCUCGCUGAGUCAGUCAGCCGGACGGACAUGCUUGCACAGCAUGUGCAACGGCAAUUGGCGAGCAACCACGCUCUACGAAGCCGUCUGGCCGAGGCCAUUGGCAAGGGUGAGAAGGAACAGCAGCUGUCGGCUGCUCGCAUCAACGAAAUGCAAGCUCGGCUCAAGGAGAUGGAGGACAUUCUGGUGAUGGCACAGCAAUACUCCGAGGAUGAAAUGGCCCGUCACGAAGAGGAAGUGCGCGCUCUCGAGGAGAGCCACAACGCGCAGUUGAAGCGCAUGAAGAACGGUGCCCGCAGCCCCGCAGCCUUGUCGCCCAUGCCUCCGACUACGCCCUUUGGCGCGCGGUCACCCCGGCUCGAGAUCACCACGAGCGGCAAGGGCAUGGCUCUGGAUGAGGCCGUCCAAUCGGAAACGUUAGAACGGCGCGUGAAGGAGUUGGAGAAGCUCCUUCGCGACGCAGAUUCGGAGAUGGAGGAAGUUGUGAGCCGGAUGAACCGGGCACAAAUUGAAGUUGGCGAUCUUCAGUCUGAUCGGGACGAGGCACUCCGCCUGACUCGCAAGCUCCAGGCCGAAAUCAUGGCCGAACGCGAGACGUUCAAAACCCUGAUGGGUUGA
This is a messenger RNA of Aspergillus sclerotioniger CBS 115572, 3999 nucleotides long. RefSeq lists its product as uncharacterized. The record is from RefSeq and is a predicted model, not a curated record. The transcript has 5 exons. The coding region runs from base 1 to 3999 and encodes 1332 amino acids. Gene Ontology annotation, molecular function: DNA-binding transcription factor activity, RNA polymerase II-specific; zinc ion binding; transcription cis-regulatory region binding. Gene Ontology annotation, cellular component: nucleus. Lineage: Eukaryota; Fungi; Ascomycota; Eurotiomycetes; Eurotiales; Aspergillaceae. Gene Ontology annotation, biological process: positive regulation of transcription by RNA polymerase II.